AUGCAGAUCUCUCUGCCCCUGACUGUCCCUCCUGCGGGCGUCACGAUCUCUGCCGCUGUGGUGCUGAAGCUCCUCAUCCUCUUCUUCCCUGACACCCCCCUGGCUGCAAACAUGUUUCAUGCCGGCAAAAUGCCGAUCGGGCUGGAGGUGUUGUGGAAGACGGUGCCUGUGGCUCUACUGUUGCUCGGCAUCGCCAAGUGGAUUGUCGACACCAGGAGGAACAAGACUCCUAACUUUGGGCUCAAGAUCACGCUCAUCGGUCUGGCUGGCAUCAUCCUGGGGCGCCUCCUCCUCCUGGACUUUGCCUGGAGAAAGGUGCUCCCCCUGCAGGCCCCCGCAAAAGAAAGCAUGCAGCAGAGGGCGAUGCGCCAGCUGCAUGUACCCUCCAGCCGCGUGAAGCCUGUCGGUCCAUCAGCCGGCUCAUAG
Messenger RNA from Auxenochlorella protothecoides, 426 nucleotides. RefSeq lists its product as hypothetical. The record is from RefSeq and is a predicted model, not a curated record. The coding region runs from base 1 to 426 and encodes 141 amino acids. The transcript is spliced from 3 exons. Lineage: Eukaryota; Viridiplantae; Chlorophyta; Trebouxiophyceae; Chlorellales; Chlorellaceae.